Molecule: messenger RNA, 255 nt
Organism: Paramuricea clavata
Lineage: Eukaryota; Metazoa; Cnidaria; Anthozoa; Malacalcyonacea; Plexauridae
Source: the annotation of a GenBank genome assembly
AUGAAUGAUGUUGUCUACAACUAUUUCGCUGAUAACUUCGGUUAUGUUGAGAAGAUGCUGGACAAAGAGCUAGUGAAUAAGUAUAAAGAUCAAACAGUAAAAGCCUUAAAGAAAUGUCUAAAACAACUAAAGCUAUCGAACGCUGAUCCUCACGAAAUCAAAUAUGUAGUUCGCACAUUGCGUGAUAAGUUGCGUAAUGCUUGUCAAAUCAAUACAACUCAAAACCAAAACAAAACGUUCAAUCACGACAAUUAG